Messenger RNA from Aspergillus terreus NIH2624, 951 nucleotides. RefSeq lists its product as uncharacterized. Gene Ontology annotation, cellular component: nucleus; cAMP-dependent protein kinase complex. Gene Ontology annotation, biological process: peptidyl-serine phosphorylation. Bases 1 to 951 code for a protein of 316 amino acids. The record is from RefSeq and is a predicted model, not a curated record. The transcript has 4 exons. Gene Ontology annotation, molecular function: ATP binding; cAMP-dependent protein kinase activity. Lineage: Eukaryota; Fungi; Ascomycota; Eurotiomycetes; Eurotiales; Aspergillaceae.
AUGGCUUCAGGAACGGUGGACCCUGACGCACCGCGCGAGGCGCCGACAUCGUCGACCCCAUCGAGGAAUGUCGAACCUGGUCGGGAUGAUGUCCACAGGAAGGACAAGCAGCCCGCGGCCCCCAGUCGACCGUCUCAUUCGCGACAGUCGAACCCGUUCGUCAUCACCGAUCACCGAGAAGACAGACGGACGCCGGUUUCAAAUCACAGCCUAAGCGUCCAAGACUUUGCACUGUUGAAGACCCUCGGAACGGUCAUCAAGCUGAAACAGGUUGAGCAUUUGGACUACUGCCCCGGCGGGGAGAUCUUUAGCUACUUGCGACGUGCGCGGCGCUUCAACGAAAACACCUCCAGAUUCUAUGCCGCCGAGAUCACGCUCACCAUCGAAACAUCCUGUUGGACGCAGAAAGGACACAUCAGGCUGGUCGACUUCGGCUUUGCCAAACAAGUCGGGAAUCACGAAACAUACACGCUCUGCGGAACGCCAGAGUACCUCGCGCCGGAGGUCAUCCACAACAGCGGCCACGGGCUUGCCGUCGACUGGUGGGCCCUGGGGAUCCUCAUCUACGAGUUUCUCGUCGGCCAACCCCCCUUCUGGGACCAGAACCCCAUGCGCAUCUAUGAACAGAUCGUCGAAGGACACAUCCGCUUUCCGCAGAGCAUGUCGCCAGCCGCCCAGAACAUCAUAUCCCUCUUCUGCAAGACAAACCCCACCGAACGACUAGGCUAUAUCUCGGGCGGCGCUGCGCGCGUCAAGUCACACCCGUUCUUUGAGGGGAUCAAUUGGGACGACCUGUUCUACCGCCGGGUCAAGGGCCCGAUCAUCCCCCGCGUGGACCACCCGGCCGAUACGGGCAACUUCGAAGACUACCCCGACCCCGACCCCAAGACGCAGACUGUCUACACCGAGGACAUGAAGAAGAAAUACGAGACCUUGUUCAGCGAUUUCUGA